ACUCCCAAAGAAAAUUAACUUCACUCCAAUAUUCUCCAAUAAAACUCCAAAAGAAUCCAUAUAAUAGUUUAUUCUGAUUCCAUCAACCCCAGGCUCAUUAGAUGUGAACCUAUAAAUGAUUAAAUUAUUAUUGCGAUAAAAUGGCAAAUAAAACACUGAAGUUCGCCAUCUUGAAAUACCUAACAGAUUUUGAUCGUACCCAUGAAUCGUACCCCUGUUGGUAUGUAAGUUUUUCAGUCAGUUAUUCAGAUUUCAGAAUAAUAUUCAGAAUGAUCGUUACCUUGAAAAUGAUAUCGAAUAUCCGAUAUUUGACGUCUACUGAUAUCGAAUAAAAAUAUAUCGGUUAAGAAUAUCGGGUCCUCCGAUAUACCAGCUGAUAUGGAUACCAAUGGAUACCGCACAUCCCAAGACCCAAACUCUGCUGCUACCGUAUACCUAUACUUUAUUACUUUUCGAUUACGAAAAAUGAUACGCUUGGUGAAUCAUUUGGAAAAAAUUCUAGAUGUAUCUAAAGUGUUCAAGCGAUACAUCAGCAAAAAUUUUGAAUACCAUGAGGAAGUUGUUAUGGCAAUGAAAACUAAAAAACCUAUUGUAGCUCUGGAAUCAACUAUCAUAACACAUGGUAUGCCAUAUCCUGACAAUCUUAAUACUGCCAUUGAAGUCGAAAACAUUGUGAGAACACGGGGAGCAGUUCCAGCAACGAUAGGAAUUAUAAAUGGUCAAAUUCACGUAGGAUUGAAUAAAACACAAAUACAAAAUUUAGCUGAAGAGUCUUGUGGUCCAAAGAGUGCAAUAAAAUGUUCACAGAGAGAUAUUUGCAGUCUAGUUGCUGGAAAAUUACAUGGAGGUACAACUGUUGGAGGAACAGUGACAAUAGCACAUUUGGCUGGAAUAUCGGUGAUGGCCACAGGUGGAAUUGGCGGAGUUCAUCGAGGUGUAGAACAAACAUUUGAUAUUAGCUCUGAUCUAGUGGUUUUGGGAAAAACGCCAGUUGCUGUUAUCUGUGCUGGAGUCAAGGCAAUUCUCGAUAUUCCUAAGACUCUCGAAUUUUUGGAAACUCUGAGUGUUCCUGUGAUAUCAAUUGGCGAAGAUGACACAUUUCCAGCAUUUUAUAGUCGUAGAACAUCAGAUUCAAUUAAAUCACCAAGCAGCAUACUGACAACAGAUGAAGCUGCUGAAUGUAUUCGAGCUCAAAGAAGUUUAGGAAUUAAUUCUGGCCUUAUUUUUGCUGUUCCACUCCCAGAAUCCGUAGCACUUGAUUCAAGUGAAAUUGAAAAAUUUAUUGACAUGGCUAUUCGAGAGUGUGAUGAUAAAUGUAUUCGAGGAAAAAGUGUCACACCUUAUUUACUUAAAAGACUUACUGACUUGACUGAAGGAAGAUCCUUAACAGCAAAUAAGGUUUUAAUAAAAAAUAAUGCUGCUGUGGCUGCUGAUAUUGCUGUGAAAUUAUCAAAACUAUCUGAAGAAAAAUUUACAAAUGUUUUGACGUCAUCCAGAGAAGAACAAUUAUUGGGUUUUCCAGUUGUUAUUGGCGGGGUGACAGAAGACACAACAUUGGCUGUUGAGGAGCCAGCAAUCCAGUUUGAUGGACGAACACACAAAGGAAAAAGACGACAGAGUUUUGGUGGUGUUGGUAGAAAUAUUGCAGCUGCAUUGAUUGCAAUUGGAAUUGAAAAAGCUCAAUUUUUAUCUGUUGUUGGUGAUGAUAAUGCUGGUGUAGAUAUUAUACGAAGCCUUCCAAGUGCUGAAGAAACUAUUGACAAAUUGUCGGAUAAAAUUACGGCCAGGUAUACAGGAGUAACUGAUAAAAAUGGCGAAUGUAAAUUUGGAUUUGGAGAGAUGGAUAUUUUUAAAUCAAUAGACGCGGAUUUUGUGAAAAAAAACUAUUCUAGAAUUGAAGCAGCCAGACUAGUAGUUCUAGAUGGAAAUUUGCCGACUGAAUCGAUUAGCGAGGUCAUUAACAUUGCUGUUCAAUGCCAGGUGCCAAUAUGGUACGAGCCAACCGAUGCGAAAAAAGCCUGCAAGAUUUUCGAGUCACAUUCCGAAUGGCAAACUGUUCUUCAUUUUAUUUCACCAAAUAUUAAAGAAUUAUUUACUAUAGGAGAAUAUUUUUCAAUAAAAAGUUGCAUUGAUGAAUCAAAGAAUUCAGAAAUCGACAUCAUCAAAGAUAUUUCCGAAAAAUUGGGCAGAUAUGUGCCGGUUAUUAUGACGACAUUAGGAUCAAACGGUCUUUUGGUGGUGCGAAAAUCCUGGAGAGAAGAUUUGUUUUAUCUCAGAGGUGAAAAAAACAAAAUAUCAUUAAUUGAAAAUGAUGUCAAAGUCCAAAGUAGAAUUUAUUCUCCGCUUUCGACAAUCAGUGUAGAAUCGAAAAGAACAUAUAGUGUUAGUGGUUGUGGUGAUUGCCUUGCAGCUGGUGUCAUCAGUGGUAUAAUGAAAGGCAUGGACGAAGCAUCUUGUGUCAAUCUAGGACUUAAAGCAGCUGGAAUUUGCUUGGAGUCUUUGGAAACUGUUCCUAAAACGCUUAUUAAUUUGCGAUGAAAAAGAUAAACUCUGUACAGUUGGCAACAUAUCGUAUUGUGAACCGCUAUGUUGUGGCGCGUAAAUUCAAAAGUGUCAACAUUUAUUACUGAAUUCAAGCAUAUUGUUUAUUUAUAAUUAUGAUACAUCCGUAACGCAUACAUGGGAAAAAUAAAUUCUACAGCUUUCUUGUAAUGAA
Aphidius gifuensis is the source of this 2716-nucleotide messenger RNA. Its product is annotated as pseudouridine-5'-phosphate glycosidase. Gene Ontology annotation, molecular function: pseudouridylate synthase activity. Bases 379 to 2538 code for a protein of 719 amino acids. The record is from RefSeq and is a predicted model, not a curated record. The transcript is spliced from 8 exons. NCBI's taxonomy places the organism in Eukaryota, Metazoa, Arthropoda, Insecta, Hymenoptera, Braconidae.